AUGGCUUCAAUGGAGAAAAGACUGCAAAAGGAACUACAAGCUUUAUUAAAAGAUCCCCCAAAUGGUGUGAAGGUGGAUGCUCAAAGUAUAUAUAAAAAUCUUUCAGAAUGGAUUGUUGACUUGGAUGGAGCCCCUGGCACAUUGUAUGAAGGAGAAAAGUUCCAGCUUGCUUUUAAGUUUGGGUCAAGAUAUCCCUUUGACUCUCCACAAGUUAUGUUCAUUGGAGGAAACAUACCACUGCAUCCACAUGUGUACAGUAACGGCCAUAUAUGUCUGUCCAUUCUAACUGAUGAUUGGUCCCCAGCCCUCUCCGUUCAGUCUGUCUGCUUAAGUGUAGUCAGUAUGUUAUCUAGCUGUAAAGAAAAGAAAAGGCCUCCAGAUGACUCAUUUUAUGUUAAAACCUGUAGUAAAAAUCCCAAGAAAACAAGAUGGUGGUAUCAUGAUGACAAUGUUUGAUACAGUAACUCAAAAAUGGCAAAACAGCAAUAAACAUUUGUGAAAGAAGAAUAAAUGGAUAUCAGCUGACAAAGUUCUCAGAUAGUGAAGGAUUUAAUUUGUUUUGUUAAGAAAGAAAUUAUAUUGUCUGUAUGACCUCAACAUUUGUUUAUUUUUUAAAAGAUAUUUUUGUCAGUAUAUGUAGAGAUAAGAAACAGAUUACCACAUUCCGUUCUUUUUAUUGAGGCCAGGUUGUUCAUUCAAUUUAAAAUAUUUUAUUUAUUUGGAAUAGAAAAAUCUCUCUUUCCCUCUUUCAGGUCACAUAUUGUUUAUACAUUUUAAAAUUUGUUAGUUUCAAUUUAAUGUAGUGUACAGCUACAGUUCAACUUCCUUACCUUGAACACUGCUAUGUUUAGUACUUUGAUGUUGUUGAAGUGAAUCAACAGUGCCAACCUUAUUAUGAGAAUGAAUUUCAACCUGAAUAUCUCUACUUUGAAUAUCUUUAAGUUUUCUGAUAGUCCUGCCAUGUUUGAAAUAUCUAGGUUUGACUGUAAUUAUAUCACUGUCAUGUCUCUAUGCCACUUGACAAUGGUCAGCAUUCAAUUAAAAAAAAUGAGUCUACCACUUUGAUAAUGUUGUACAUUUUCUGAACAAUGGUGUGCACUGAAUGUCAUAUUUUUUGUGUUAUCAUACGUUUUCAGCAACAAAUGACCUCACUUACAGGAAAGUUAAAUCAUUUAAUUUUUUCUAAAUAGAACAAACUUUAGCAUAGAGAUUAACUGAGUAUAUUACAUCUUCAGUAGAAAUUGUUGUUAUUUUUCAAUGAAUUUCUGUACUUGUAAGUUUUGUUUAAAAAAAAUUCCAUUUCAUUAGAUUUGUUUUUCUGAAGGGGCUUGGUGUGCUGCUGUUAUGUGAAGCAGUCACCCAUCCAAGGGCUACACAGGCUUGUCAUUGCUUAAUUAACUUGCCUGAUUCUGAGGAAGACUCCACUGCAUAGAAUUAGAAAAGCUAGCUCACUAGCUAGGCAGUAUAAGUUCCCUAUGUGCUGUUCGCUACACUUCCCCCAACUCGGGGAAGCGUCUACCUGAAGCUUAGCAUGGGUUCUCUCUGAGUAUCUCAGGGCUCUUCAGUAAUGGCAAUCAAUGCCGUACACAAAGUCCUACCCCUAGAGCUUCAUGAAGCAGGUCUGAGACCUUUUCAGUAAUGAAAACCCGUGCCAUUCAACAAUACUAAGUCUGUAAAUGGACACUAAGUCAGAGCUCUAAGGCUUUCUGAAGCAGAUAGUCCAACACCGGAGUCACUAUAGACUGCCACAAAUUUUGUAACAUGAAGCAGUCACCCAUAGAAGGACUGUAGCUUAACUUGCCUGAAACUGAGGGAGGGCUGAACUGCAUCACUAGAAAAGCUAACUCACUAGUGAUACAUAAGCUCCAUAUGUACUGUCUGCUAUACUGCAUAUGAAGUAUAUAAUAUUGAGGUCAAACUAUCUCUUAUGGCUCAUAGCAAUGGCUUUCAAUUAAUUAUUGAAAGAAAAAUGUAUAACACAUAUCGACAUUGAAAAUUGAUGUUUAUCUGCUUUGUAAAAAUGUUAUAGAUAUAUAAUUAUUAUUAUACCGGGUAUUCUUUAGAGAGAUAUUUAGUGUAUCAUGUUAAAGAAUUGCUAUGUCUAAGAUUUUAUGUGUAGUGUGUUUUAUAACUUUGCAUUGUUUUGUUAUGAAACAAAAUUGUUUUUGUUGCACACUGAAAUCUAAUUUUUUAAUGUUACAUGUAUAUCAUUGCAAAAUUUAGGAAAUUCAAAUUUGUACUGCUCCAUUUCUGUUAUUGAAACAUCAGCUAUUUAAUGACACAGAAUUUUAAAGAGAGAGUUUCAGGUCCCAAAUCAAGGUCAAGUGAUAGUAUAGAUCAAAUUUUAAAAUCUUUAUAUCUGAGGUAUAAAUUUUACUUUUUUGUUGAACUUCUCAAUGAAACUGGGCCUGGAGACAAAAGGACAUGGCACAUUACAAGUCAUGCCAGUAUAAAAAUCAUGAAUUAAGGUCAAUUGUGGGGUUCAGAUAUCACCAUACAAGUUUUUCAAAAUGUUUAUCGAGGGAUUUUCCCUUAGUGUUGUCUUAUGAAGGUGUCAUAUUUUCAAUAAAAACAAUUGUAUUUUAUUUUGUUUGGAAAGGAAAUAUAUGAAAAAAAGAAGAUUUUUUCAGUAGUUUUAAUUUUGCUUAGAUGAAGGUUUUCUGUAAAAUUUGAAUGUUUGGCAAUUGUGAAAGUUUAUAGACAAGCUAUUAUGAAAAGCUUUUAAAUAAACAUAACAUUGAUAGUUUUAGUUCUUGCCAUUAUGUUUACAUGUAUAUAGUUAGCUAAUGAGAAUUCAUUUACGAAGAGGAAAUCUUUUUUUAAAAAAGAAAACAUCCUCAACCUUCUUUUUGGACAUGGAAUCUCUUAUUUUUAGAAAUUAAUGGGACAAUUUUAUUAGGGAGGGAGUUAAAAGACUCUGCAUUUAAGUAUUUGAUACAUUGUAGGUCAUUUAAUACAAUUCAAUACAAUUUAAUGCAGUUGACAAUGCAUAAGUACUCAUCAAUUAUGACUUUUUGAUGCAUUCAGCUAAUGCAUUAAGGCAUUGAAUAUUUCAGAAAGACAAAAUUUAAGAAAAUUGAGAAUUUGAUCAAAUUAAUUCAUGUCAAAUCCAAUAUCAAGUGAAAAUCAUGACCUCAUUUGAUUUUUAAAAUGUUAAUUAGUUACAAACAGGAAUAUUAUGCAUUGUAACUUUUAUUAGUUAACAGCUAAUGUGAGUUGACAACAGUUGUCUGUAUCAAGUUCUGAUUUGUUAAAUGUUUAUAUUUUCAAGAAUAAAUAAAAUGUCUUUCAUUAUA
Messenger RNA from Saccostrea echinata, 3296 nucleotides. RefSeq names its product ubiquitin-conjugating enzyme E2 W-like. NCBI's taxonomy places the organism in Eukaryota, Metazoa, Mollusca, Bivalvia, Ostreida, Ostreidae. Bases 1 to 456 code for a protein of 151 amino acids. The record is from RefSeq and is a predicted model, not a curated record. The transcript is spliced from 6 exons.